AGCGGUUAGCUCUCAGCUCAGCUACAGGACUGCAGCUCUGUGUCAGUGGGGUGACAGUUCCUGAGUAUUCUCCAGCCUGGCUUCCUCUGAGACAGCGACAGUCAGUCGCCACUGUUUGUGAUCUACCUCCCCUAGUCUGGGAAGAAAAAGAAGAGUUUUGAGGACCUACUACUGCUUCCCCAGGCUAAAGAAAUGUCAACAAUUGGGAGCUUUGAAGGAUUCCAGCCCGUGUCUCUGAAGCAAGAGGAAGACGACCAACCCUUCGAAAAUGACCACUUGUCCACAAACGAGGGGAAUUCGGGCAAGGAUCCAGUACCAAGGAAGCUUUCAAGACAGCAGAGUAUGACAAAAGCAACACUGUACCCCAAUCCUUAUCGGCAGCCCUAUGUUUCACGGAAGUACUUUGUUGCACGGCCAGGGGCCAUUGAGACUGCUGUGGAAGACUUGAAAGGCCACAUAGCACAGACUUCUGGAGAGACCGUUCAAGGCUUCUGGCUCCUGACAGAGAUUGAUCACUGGAACAACGAGAAGGAGAAGAUCCUGCUCCUCACAGACAAGACCCUCUUGAUCUGCAAAUAUGAUUUCAUCAUGCUCAGCUGUGUGCAGAUGCAGCAGGUUCCCCUGAGUGCCAUCUGCCGAAUCUGCCUGGGCAAGUUCGUUUUCCCAGGCAUGUCUCUGGACAAGAGACCAGGAGAAGGCCUUAGGAUUUGCUGGGGGACCACUGAGGGGUGGUCACUAUUGUCUCGUUGGAACCCGUGGUCCACAGAGGUUCCCUAUGCCACCUUCACUGAACAUCCUAUGAAAAACACCAGUGAGGAGUUCAUUGAGAUCUGCAAGUUGUCUGGGUUUACAGCUAAGCUUGUUCCAGCCAUUGAGAAUGCCCAGAAGAAUUCUGCUGGAUCUGGAAGUGGAAAGGAAUUGAUGGUGUUAACCCAGCCCAUCCUGAUUGAGACCUACACAGGGCUCAUGUCAUUCAUUGGAAACCGCAACAAACUUGGCUACUCCCUCGCUCGAGGGAGUAUUGGCUUUUGAGAAUCUUUGUUAUAAAGUAUAUUAUCUAUAGAUAAACAAUUUCCUUAAAUUUACUUAGAUUUUUAGAUUAUAGUAGUUAUUUUCAGAUAAUAUUUAAAGGACUGACUUAGUAGUGUCUUAGGAAAUCUAAAAGUUUGAUUAAACUGGCAGACAAUUUUUCAUAUGAGAAAAAUUGAAUUUCUAUCUGUGAUACAAUUAAAAUUUAAAUUUGUUAAAAUGUAAACUUUUCCUCAGAUCCACACAUACAUAUUUUUCUCAUCUUCACUUUCAUCCCUUGAACCCUGUUUUAUUCUUUUUAGGUUCCCAUGGCUUUGCUAUUUUGGCUACAGUUUAUGAGGGCACUCCACUCUACAGUCCCUUCUCUGAUGUUUAUCCCGAGAGUCAGGCUCUUCCUUAUAUCUGCCAGUCGUCCCUACAUCAGUGUUUCUAACACCCCUUUGUACUCAGCAUUUUCCAAAUCCAGAUUUCUCUGUGGUGUAUUCUAUAGUCCAACCCUGAAACCUGACAGUUUCGAUUGGUUUGAACUCUCUGCCAUAUGCAUCCCGUUAUACUAAUACAUGGAUAUAUGACAUAGUAUUAUUGUAUCCAAGGUUAAAAUACAUUCUCCUAAGGCUAGAAGUAUUACUCAAUAGCAUAGAGUUUGCUCAACUUGCACAAAAUCUUGAAUUUGAUCCUUUGCACUGAAGAGAAAAAGAAAUAUUAUUACCCCAACUUUCUGAAUUCCAUCCUUCACUCAGAGUGUUGUAUCAAAUCUUCCAUUGUUACCACAGUCUCUUAAUUAGGAUCCCCACGCCAAGGCUUUUUCAAUUAGUCAUGUACCUUACUGUCUGUUCCUAAAGCACAAUUUGAUCAUAACAUUCUGUAGUUGGUCAGUACCGUCCAAUAGCACAUUCUCUUUUGCAGCUUUGUUUCUCAAGUAUUUUUCAAUGACAUCCCCUCUUCUAACGAAAUCUUUUGUGGAAUGUCAGUCUGGAAAACAGAAAAAUCAAGAGCACUGUGGUGGCCAUGGCUUUGGGCUGGCUCCCUCCUUUGUUGAGGUCAUGAUUUUAGAGGGUUUGGACUGAGGGUAUAACUUCAAAACAUUGUCUUCAUUCAUUUCAUACCCAUCUUUUUCCUUUCCUUUCUUCUGUCCUCUUGACUUAGCUGUAACUUUGAACAAUCUAGGACAGUAUGCCAUUUCUUUUAGAUUCUUCCUUUUAAAAAUUUUAAAUCUUACGUUUCUUUAUCAUAGAAGCUCUGAAUGGAUCACUAUAAACUUUAUUACAGGAAUUUUGUUUGUUUUAUUUUUUGUUGUUGUUGUUUGUUUUGUCUUGUCUUGUUUUUUUUCUCGCUUCUCCUGAGACUCAACGUUGAGAUGCUUACCUUCAUGUUGAGGUUGAAAGUUACAGAUAAUUCAUUCUUUGGCCCCUCCUCUUUUACAGUGCUUCUCUUUUUAGAAAGCUCGCUUCCUCAGAAUCAAAGACUCAGGUACAGUCAGUUAUCAGUUUGGUACACACAUUCGAAACUGGAACUUGAACUACCCUUUACUUCCAUUACUGUGUUGUUCCUUCCUCUGUGCCUCUUUGUCACACCUACUUCUUUACCCUAUGAUGGUAAACACUGUUCAAAUCCCUAAGGCAAGGAACUUCUAUUGAGACCUUGAGAGGAAAUGUUGAAAUCCUUAGCUGUCCUGUCAACAGUAGUGGAAUGAAAAGUCAUUCAAUAGCUCUGGCAGCACUUCUGAAGAAGGCGUUAUUGGCCAAUUAUUUUAAUAUUGUUGC
Arvicanthis niloticus (Nile rat) is the source of this 2792-nucleotide messenger RNA. RefSeq names its product tumor protein p63 regulated 1 (gene Tprg1). The record is from RefSeq and is a predicted model, not a curated record. NCBI's taxonomy places the organism in Eukaryota, Metazoa, Chordata, Mammalia, Rodentia, Muridae. Gene Ontology annotation, cellular component: cytoplasm.